AUGGAAAACUGGACAGACCAAGGACCGGCGCGAAAGAGGAUGAGAAAGGGGACCAGAAGUUGCACAGAAUGUCGGCGACGCAAGAUUCGAUGCACAUUUCACCCCAACCGCCCGACAGUCUGUAAUGAGUGUCGGUCCAGAGGUACGAAAUGUGUUGAUCAAGAACAUACAGUUAUUACCCCUCCAUCAUCCGGCUACCAGCGGAACUCCCAACUAGGCGAACAGCCAUACAGUCUCCGCGAGCGAGUCGCGCACCUGGAGAACCUUGUCGAGGGGUUGACCAAACGACUAGACCAGCAGGACUCUCGCACUCCGCUCAGCGAGCACCAUGGGACAAGUCAAUGUGUACAAGCCCAUUCGAGGCCACUGGCUACUGAGACAGACGAACUAGGCCCGUCUAGUGACCAGAUUUGCAAUGCGCCGGUGCUACAACUGUUUGAUAACUAUAUCGUGAGCCGCGAAAAGGACUCGUCGAAUAAUGAUAAAUUCGCCGGUGUUCAGGACAUGUCGCCAAAGGCCGAAGCAGUGCGCGCAGAACUCAUGUCUCUCCUUCCUCCCGCAGAGGAUAUGAAUAGUAUAAUAAACUCGUCCUUCCAUUGGUUUGUGUGGCAUGAUCAUUUUCCAGAUAUGUUCGAUCGACAUGCCGACCGACUCGUCUUUAAUGAACAUUGCCACGAUGCUCUAGUGGCGCCCGCCGAAGUCGCCAAGGCACUCAUCUGCCUGUGUAUCAGUGCGAUUCAUGCCCCGUCUAAGUUUGACUUUGGUACUUUAAUCGUACCAUUCGAGCCUCAAAAGUUCUAUGAGAAAUGCACUGAGACCGUGGACCGCUUAAUUGUCCGUGAUGAUGACUUCGCCGCUACCUUGCCCGGUAUAGAAUGCCAGCUGUUGCUCCAAAGGGCUCACAUGACUGAUGGCCGGCUCCGGAAAGCUUGGCUGGUCAUUCGUCGAGCAAUCGAGUUUGCCCAUCUAGCUGGAAUGCAUUUGUCCACUAAGAUUCCAAGGCCAGGCGAUUCUUUAUAUGCAAGGCGCUUGAAAAUCUGGUGUUACCUGGCAACAUCGGAUCGAUUCCUAAGUUUGAUUCUUGGCCUGCCUUAUGGUAUCACAGAUCAAUUCUUUUUGCCACAGGCAGAGCAACGUCUCAAAUUCAACUUAUCAGCUCCUGAGGAAUACCUGUUGCGCAUUGGCAUUAUCACGGGACAUAUGGUUGACCGAAACCAAGACCCUUCCAAGAUGACUCUCACAGCAACUUUACGAUUGGAUCAAGAGCUGCAGGAUUCUUGGAAAUCUAUGCCCAGCCACUUCCAAGCCGCAGAGCCUUGCCAACACGAGAAACGGGAACACUACAAUGAGAGGGUCCCGUUGCAAUUCAUGCUCAAGCUACUGCGUGCUAUUCUCCAUCUCCCAUUGAUGCUGCAAUCCCCCCUUGAGCCUCAAUUCCUUCCCUGCCACACGAUCGCGAUUCAAUCCGCAAGAGAAGGACUCAUUCUAUACAAGGUCCUUCGAUCCACCACCAAACCCUCUUUGUGCAAAAUGAUCGACUUUAUGGCCUUCACGCUGUGUCUUCUUUUGAUAAUACACCUGCAAGGCUAUUCCGAAGAGAGUCCAGAUCAUAGCAAAGAGCAAGACGAAGAAGACUGGGAUAUAGUAAAGAAGGUCGUCGAGACCCUUCAUCUGGCGGCAACAGAGCUAGGAGGCUCAGUUGCUACCGAGUCUGCGAACAUCCUCGGCGCCAUCUACAACACCAGACAUAUUAAACCUGAUUGGGGCUCCAUAUCGAGCUGCAAAAUUACAGUGCCCUACUUUGGUACUAUUACGGUCAGUGCAGGAAGCAAGUUCUUCAAGGGUCGCCCCCAAAGCAAGGAGCAGGCAUCAAAAGUAUUAGGCACAAUGGGGCCAGAGGCCUCUCCCUCGGUACAAUGCCCUAGUCAGCUCUAUACUACGCCGAUGUCUGACCCUGAAGGUGCAUCAGGUACCAACACUGACGCCUUGAAUGGUGCUUCCAUCACACCCACGAUGGCGCCUGGAUAUCCAGACGAGUCAUGGCUUCCGAGAAGUGAAACAGUGACAAAUCCAUAUGCUGGCCUGGAGUUCAACGCGUUUAGUGGACUGUUCGAUGAUUUCGGGCAGUAUAUGUGGCCAAACCGCAGUGUUGACCUCGGACUUGAUCAGGGCUGGAAUCUAAAUUGGUCAGAUGGUGUGCCACCACCAUGA
This is a messenger RNA of Penicillium concentricum, 2211 nucleotides long. RefSeq lists its product as uncharacterized. Gene Ontology annotation, biological process: regulation of DNA-templated transcription; DNA-templated transcription. Lineage: Eukaryota; Fungi; Ascomycota; Eurotiomycetes; Eurotiales; Aspergillaceae. The transcript is spliced from 3 exons. The record is from RefSeq and is a predicted model, not a curated record. Bases 1 to 2211 code for a protein of 736 amino acids. Gene Ontology annotation, molecular function: zinc ion binding; DNA-binding transcription factor activity, RNA polymerase II-specific; DNA binding.